Messenger RNA from Saccostrea cuccullata (small rock oyster), 1196 nucleotides. RefSeq names its product NAD(+) hydrolase sarm1-like. Gene Ontology annotation, biological process: response to axon injury; negative regulation of MyD88-independent toll-like receptor signaling pathway. The annotation marks the transcript as partial. NCBI's taxonomy places the organism in Eukaryota, Metazoa, Mollusca, Bivalvia, Ostreida, Ostreidae. The transcript has a single exon. Gene Ontology annotation, molecular function: NAD+ nucleosidase activity; signaling adaptor activity. The record is from RefSeq and is a predicted model, not a curated record. Gene Ontology annotation, cellular component: dendrite.
GUCUCUAGAUCUAUAACUGCUCACGAAACAUAGAGUAAGAAAUGGCUGAGACCAAAGAAACUCUUGUUGUGAAUGGAUCAGGAGAACAAAAGUCUCCAGUGAGACGCAUGCAUUCAGCCUUCACCGUGAGUGUGACCAAGUCUGAUGCUCCACAUUUUGAUCCUUACAAAACACUGGAAAGAUCCCAGUCCGAAGCUGCUCUUCUGAAAAAUCCACACAGUGCUGCAAAACCUGAGGAUGGAGUGGCAGAAACAUACUCGGAGCAAGAAAUGGGAACUGAUGGAAUGGACUUUGGGGCCCAUAAUGUGUCUGAAUGUUCAAAGGUUUACCUUGAUUUGUCCACUGCUGAGGCCUAUGAAAAUAUUAAUGAGCAACUUCCCUAUCCAACUUCACUGUUUCGGACUGGGUCAGGCAGAUUAUUAGAAACAAUCCCACAGGAUGAGGAACUGCAAACAGACGACGUUCGAUUCAGCCUCAUGGGAGAAAGAUCCAUUUCCACAGAGAGUAAUUCCAGUGCUAGUAGCCUUGAUGAAAGAGCAUCCAAGUCCCACAUGAAAUCCCUAACUAUAAAAGAGGAAUCUUCCAGAUACACAGUCUCCAGUUCAUACUCCAAGGUUGGCAAGAGGUCUCCUGACUACACAACUAAAGCAAAAACUAACAUGAAAUCCACCUUCCAGGCUUUCUCCUUAAACAUUAAGCAGAAAAUUAAGCAACUUCAGAUGGGAUCUGUUCAAGAGCAGAUUCAAUCCAUGAGAGAGAUCAGUGUGAUCAUAGAUCAAGCCUGGGCCAUACCAAGUUUUGGCAGAGACUUGGCUUAUGGAUUGUGUGAUAUUCUGAGGAAUGAAAAAGCACUUGAUAUCAUUGUCAAGAAUUGUGCCUCCCCCUCUAGUGAUCUGAUGAAAGCCUCAGCAAAGCUGCUUGAUAAAAUCCUGACCACUGGUAAUAGGAAGAGAGUAUCAGAAAUAGGACUUGACAUUGUGGUCAAAAUGGCUGUUUCGUCUAAAGGGGAAACUGAAAUGGCCCGUGUUGUCACUGGUAUAUUGGAGAGUCUCUUUAAGAUAUCAGAAGAUGUUUGUGCUAAGCUGAUAUCCUUGGGAGGGUUAGACGUUAUCGUGUUUUGGUGUAGAAGUAACGACCGUUCCACCCUCAGGCAUUGUUCCAUGGCGGUAGCCAACAUGGCCUUGUAUGGAGGAAGG